Messenger RNA from Branchiostoma belcheri (Belcher's lancelet), 2792 nucleotides. Its product is annotated as dnaJ homolog subfamily C member 8-like. The record is from RefSeq and is a predicted model, not a curated record. Gene Ontology annotation, cellular component: nucleus. Lineage: Eukaryota; Metazoa; Chordata; Leptocardii; Amphioxiformes; Branchiostomatidae. The transcript has 9 exons. Bases 27 to 824 code for a protein of 265 amino acids.
CUGAACGCGGGACCUUGAAGCCCAAGAUGUCGGCUUACGCGAGUUCUCAGUUCGGUGCCGGACCUUCUUCGGCCAAUGCCGGGCCCGGAGAGCAUGUCUUAGAGCAGUUUAUGACCGAGGUGAAAGAGAUUGAAGUGAGAGACUCUGUUCUGACGUCCAAACAGCAGAUUGACCGACUCCUGAGGCCAGGGGCAACCUACUUCAACCUCAACCCUUUUGAGGUGUUACAGGUAGAUAUUGAUGCUUCACCUGCUGAUGUGAAGAAAAGGUACAGACAGUUGUCCAUUCUGAUCCAUCCGGACAAGAACCCAGAUGACCAUGACAGGGCAGAGGCAGCUUUUGAUGCUGUCAACAAGGCGUACAAGAUGCUGGACAAUGAGGAUGCUAAGAGGAGGUGUAUGGAUGUGGUGGAGGAGGCCAAGGCACAUGUGGAAAAUAGGAUAAAAGAGAAGAGGAAACAGUUGAAGAAGGAAGGAAAGUCCAGUACAGUAGAGGAGGAUGAUCCAGCUAAGUACAAGCAUGCCCUGUGGGUGAUGAUGUGUAAACUGUUUGCUGACAGAGAGAGGAAGAGAAGGGAACAGGAACAGAGGGAGGCAGACCUCAGAAAACGAGCAGCAGAUGAGGAGGCAGAGGAAGUAGAGAAGGCCAAACGGCAGAAGGAGUGGGAGAAACAGUGGGAGGCCAAGAGAGAGGAGCGUGUAGACAGCUGGAGGAGUUGGCAGCAGACCACCAAGCCCAAACCAGAGAAGGAGAAAAAGGCCAAGAAAGAGAAGAAACCUCCGCGCAUGUUCAAACCUCCCAAACACAAGAUGGAGCAGCGGUAGUAUCCGGUGUAACUAGCCUUUCUAUCUUUGUAAGAAGACAACGAUAAGUGUUGACUAUUGUACUAGUGCCUGUGCCCAUUUCCGGUGAUACUUUUGUAGACGACAUUUGUACCUCCCCAUCGUAUAUACCCUAAAAUUUAACUUAGCAUGAAUACCACAGCAUUAUGUGGUGAGCCAAUAAGAAGAAACAGCCCUCUAAAAAUUUGUUUCACCAUUUUUGAGAGUUUUUUUGUGUUCGUUCUGAAGUUUAACCAGGGCUUGUAAAUACUGAUUUGGUCGAUGAAAUCAAAACUGAUUCAAAAAAAAAAUUGGCUGUAAGCUGAGCGAGGAUGUCUGGCCUGGGGCCAGCAAAAAUGUCUUGAUAAAAGGAUCUUGAAUUUGCUUUAAGAGCUGAUAAACCAUUUUGAACUUUUUGAAGCUAAAAGAAUAUCAGAAAUACUUCAAAUCCAGCUGAGCUGACAAGACAGUGUGGUACUAGAGGAAAAACUCUUCAUCAUUCUCACUCCAUAAAAAUGUUAAGUUGAACAUUAUGCUUUGGCUAUGUAUUAUAACCAGGAGCACAAUAAUUACAAUGCUACCAAAUGUUAUACAAAACUAUAACUGUUAUGUUAAGGUGUCGUCACAGUCAAAAAUGACUUUCUCCAAGGUCCUACCUCUUAGUACCUAACAUUGUUUGAGAAAAACAGAUUUCAUAAUUUUGCACAUUGCACAUAUAGUUCAUAUACAUGUACCAAUACUAAGUCAGGGGACCCCCCUCCCCAACAUAACAUAUUUAGAAAGAUGCUCUAAAUCAAAGGCUUUGUAUUAAAUAACCCACAUCAUAUGAACAAGGACUGUAGUUAUGCCAAAGCAAAUUAGUUGACCCAUACACAUAUAAGUAUUCUAUGUUUGAGAAAGCAGGAAGAUGUAGUUUUGUAUGUGUCCACGUCCAAAGAAGUUGUAGCAUCGCCAUAGAGAAUAUCAGAAUAUUUACCGCUAUUGUUCUUUAGUUUUAGAGCCAUAUCAGCUUUGUAAAGUGCUUUAUUAGGUCUUCAGAAUUGAUUCAGCCGCGGCUUCAAAACACCACGAAAACCUCAACUUUCCCUAAUAUCAUAAACUUAAGCAACGGCAAGAAUAAAUUUUCAUCAACAGCUAAUGUUGAGAGCUCAUAUGCGACUUGUUGAAAGUGUACACAGACCUGAAGAUAUACAUUACCAUCCGGGGGACUUGCAAUCUGGAGUAUUUUACAGCAAAAAAAGAGAGAUACAAUAUCUGUACCCAGAGAGUGAUAACAUGUUGCUUAUGUCCAAAUCUGUCCACUUUAAAUUUCUGUUAAAUCUUUGUGCAUUAUGUACAUAUCUAGGGCUGUUAUAGAAAGAAGUGCAAGUAGAAGGCAACAAUAAGAUAAAGGGUAAAAAAUUCAUCAUACUAAUAAUAACAAUAAAACUUUAGUUUAGUUUUAGUUCUGUACAAAAGAAUCAAGAAUCUUUAUCAUUUUUAUUUACUUGAUGGAACUGACUAUGAGAAGGAUAACACCUCAGGUAAGCUGAUAUGUAGAGGCCAUGUUGGAGCAUAGGAAAUUGAGACAAUGUUCAGAACUACAGUGCUAUGGUAGCCUUUUGCUGUAUCAGAUUUGUGUUGGUUACAGUGUGAGGCAGCAUUGAGGAGGUUAAGUCUCAUAUGAUUCUGAUAUGACACUGUCCAGUAGUGACAGUACCAGAGCACAGUGAUCGGAUGUUUUUCAGUAGUGACUGUUGAUCUUGAUACAUGCUGUAAGCCAGAUCUUACUAAACAUUUGUACAGUACGACUGCCAAUUGCCUAUAUCCAAGCUCAUAACACCAAAACAUAUGUAGCAGCCUUGUUUUUGUUGUCCUGUUGACAGACUGACAGCCGUGGUUACCUUUGGACCAAUUUUGUACACCUCUAUCUAACCUGUACUUCCACCUUUGUGGGAGACUCUUGUACCAACAGUUGGAAAUAAACAUCUC